UCCGUGACCCGGAAGUGCAUAGUUAUUCUUGCUUGCUUCACAACGGUCGCUGUUAUUGACAGUUAUUUAAAGAAUACGAUGGUAUUUGACUGGUAAAUAAUGUAAUCAAGAGGAGGUUAUCCAAUCACGGAUUGUCAAUAACACAUGGCAAGCAACUUGAAAUUUUGUUUUUGACGCGCACCAUGGCAGCUCGCUCAAGCCACAAUGAAGAGCGGAAUCUCCUUCGCAUCCGAGAGUGGGAGAGGCGGAACCAGGAAGCCCUCCAGGAGAAGGAGUUCUACCAGGAGAACGUUCCCCUUUUUGGGGAACCCUACAAGACAAACAAAGGAGAUGAGCUUUCCAGCCGUAUACAGAGGAUGCUGGGUAGUUAUGAAGAUGUGAAAAUCUCCAACUCUCAUCUGUGUUUGGACAGUAGCUUCUCUAAUGACCCCCCAUCUCACGUCACCACAACAUAUAGGCGGCCAUCUCACAGCCGAGACAGAGUGAAGCCUGCAUUCCAGCACACUCCUCUGUACGGGGCAGGCCAGAAUGGUAGUGGUGGUCCCUCCAUUAGCAGGCAAACUUCUCAGCCUCUGAAGAGGCUCCCUGUUCCCUCCUCCCACACCCAGUCCUCACUGGGUCUCAGUCAAGGCCAGGCCAGCCCUGAUCCCCUCCAGGGGAAAGCUGAACCCUGGCCAGACCUGAGGGAGUGUGCCAGUCUUACUCCGGUCCUCUCCACCCUGUCCCCCCCAGCUGAGCCCCUAUCCCCCCUACAUUCCAGUGACCCCAGUGACUCUGAGCCCCAGGACACCCCUGACAGGCACCAAGGAUCCCCCCUGCACACCGAGAGGCACCCGGCCUCCCUCCUGCACCCCGACUCCCCUGUCCCAAUGGAGGGGUCCCCUCUGGAUGACCCCCAGAGAGAUAUUCCACUUCUGGCCAUCGAGGGAGCAACAACCCUGCCCUCUCAGACAUUCCCUCUACCACUGGCCUCUAAACCAAAUCUGGUCAUGCCCCAGAAGCCCACAGCCUACGUCCGGCCCAUGGACGGCCAGGACCAGGUGACCAGCGAGUCUCCGGACCUCAAGCCCUCUCCUGAAGGCUUCCAUGGACAGUCUUAUCAUGAACCCUUACCAGACUUGAAAAGCACCAAGCCCAGCCUUUCCAAACUGAAGAUUCCAUCACAGUCUAUAGAGACUCUGUCAAAUAAAGCUCACUGUGUGGAGGACAUUCUGAGGGAAAUGACCCACUCUUGGCCUCCUCUCCUGACUGCCAUCCACACACCCAGCACAGCUGAGCCCUCCAAGUUCUCCUUCCCAGUCAAGGAAGCACAGCACGUCCCACCUGCAUUUCCAGGACAAAAACACUAUGGAUCACCUCCGCUAGCCUCUUCCUCCAGACUCAUCUGUCAACAGAGCUCAUCGUCCUUCAGUACGGUUGUAGCAACACAUUCCAGUGGGGUGGAGUCAGCCAGCUCCAGUGACUCUGAGAGCAGCUCAGGGUCAGACUCAGACAGUGAGAGCAGUGAGAGUGGGACAGAGGAGGCCCCACAACCCAUCAGGAGCAGCAGCCCACCAGUACCCAAGGCUGAAGGCCCCGUGGUGACUAACUGGCAGCUGAAUAACUGGAUCAGAGUGAGCCAGCAGAACCCCAUCACAGAGAGCCAGAGUGACACUGUCCAAAGCCCUUUACCGAAACAGCAGCAGAGCCAUGACUCAGAGGAGGAGGCCAUUCCUCCCAGGGACUACAAAUCCCACACACCACCACAAUACCCAGAGUUCAGCGAUAGUGAAGCCAAGCCUCCAGGAAGUGAGGACGUUGCCUGCAAACAGCAUGUCCGCCACAAGUCCCCGGCCGUCUCACCUGUUGGGGACAGCAGCAGCCAGAGAAAAACUGUGGGGAACAAACAUCCCUCCAGACCAGUUAAGGCUCCCCGUUCUGAGGACUCCCAGGCUGGGCUGCGGGUGGAGAGUGUGGAGGUGGCCCCCCGCGACAAAGACCCCUCGUUCACAGACAGGCCAAAGGUCAAAACGAAAACCGGGCACAGCAGCAAGAGUGGCAGCGCCAUAACGGACAGUAAGAAGCCUGCCAAGCGCAACUCUUUGGAGAAGAGGAAGACUAAACAACCAGAGUCUGGAAGCAGUGGUCCCAAGAUGACUCUGAUGCUGGACUGUAAGAGGGAGAGGUCUCGCAGUCCCAGCCCUGCCCGGGUGGUGGAAACCUCCGUCAGUGUCAGGAAAGAGACCCUCCCGGCCCCUCAGAAGGGCCAGAAAACGCCCAGGAGCUACUCUGCAGCUGCAGCACACCAGGCCAAACGGGAGUCCUCAGCCAAAGCUUCCAGGGGCCCCCAGGGACCUCCACAUGCCCUGCUGGUGAAGAUUGAGCUCAAUCUGCUGUCCAGGGUCCCUCCCCAGGGCUCCAGGCCUUCUCAUGGAGGCCAGGAACCAACCAGCAGGAAGAGACCCAACACAGCCCCAGAGAGGGGAGACAGGGACCCUGCUUCCCCCAUCACUACCAAAGUCUGCAAAAAGAGACCGGCUGAGAAGGAUGCGAAAUCCCUGCCAAGGAAGAAGCCAAAAUUGGAGAAAGAUCCCAAACACUCCUCUUCAUGUCCUGGUUCCUGCAAGUCUGUAACGCCCAAGAACCCUGGAGAGGAGGAGGUGGAGAGGAAGCGGUCGAAGAAGGGGGCUUCUGUCCCUCUGCAAGACCCUGGGAAAGAGCCGGGGAGGCGCAAGCGGCAUGCAGGGGAGACCCCAGAGCCCAACGCUGCCUCAGCAGCCAAAAGCAAGGACAGGGAGGCCUCCACCCCCGUCAAACACAAGAAGGGCACUGGGAAACGACACACAGAGCAUUCCAAGACUGGCAAGGCCCCCAAGAGCAGCUUUGCCUUCUCUGUGCCUGCCCAGCUCACCGGGGGUUCCCUGUCCUCCAGACCCCUGCUCAAGGUCGAGGACAGGUAAGAUUCCUUUUACAUAA
This is a messenger RNA of Oncorhynchus keta (chum salmon), 2955 nucleotides long. RefSeq names its product AF4/FMR2 family member 1-like. The record is from RefSeq and is a predicted model, not a curated record. Gene Ontology annotation, biological process: regulation of gene expression. Bases 183 to 2939 code for a protein of 918 amino acids. NCBI's taxonomy places the organism in Eukaryota, Metazoa, Chordata, Actinopteri, Salmoniformes, Salmonidae. The transcript is spliced from 12 exons. Gene Ontology annotation, cellular component: super elongation complex.